Molecule: messenger RNA, 775 nt
Organism: Prosopis cineraria
Lineage: Eukaryota; Viridiplantae; Streptophyta; Magnoliopsida; Fabales; Fabaceae
Product: ethylene-responsive transcription factor ERF098-like
Exons: 1
Coding region: 79-489 (136 amino acids)
Biological process (GO): ethylene-activated signaling pathway; regulation of DNA-templated transcription
Molecular function (GO): DNA binding; DNA-binding transcription factor activity
Source: RefSeq, a predicted model, not a curated record
ACCCCCAGGCAAAGCUAACGUCAAACAGAGGGAUCCAUCGGAGAUCGAUCGCUGAUCACUUGUCGGAGAGAAUUAUUGAUGGAAGAGGGGACCGGGAGCGAGAAUAAGAACGGAAGGGAGAAUAGUGGAGAGCUAAGAUACCGGGGGAUACGGCGGAGACCGUGGGGUAAGUUCGCCGCAGAGAUUCGUGACCCGACCCGGAAGGGGACUCGCAUUUGGCUGGGGACCUUCGACACCGCCGAGGAGGCUGCCAGGGCCUACGAUGCCGCCGCUUUUCAUUUCAGGGGUCACCGAGCCAUUCUCAAUUUCCCCAACGAGCAUCAAUCUCUUCAUCCUCCUACUUCAUCACUGCCUCUGCCCCUGUCCUCUUCUUCUCGUGAUUCUUCCAGACUCCCGCCACCCGACGCCGACGGUGCUGUGGAGUUCGAAUACCUGGACAACAACUUGCUGGAUGAACUCCUUCAACAACAAGUUUACCCGCCACCCUGACUUCCCCAACUGAAUUAUUCUUGUAUCGCACAAUGGAAUCAAUUCGUUGGUUUCUUUUUCUUUCUUUUAUUUGCUUCUUUUCAUGUGUCAGCAAUUAAGUUUCAUGGUGAUGUAUUUUGUGAACACUGUUCCGUACCGUCUUUUCCCUAAUACUUUCAGUUUCACUAAUCAAUGAAUGUUGAUAUCUCCAAUCCAAAAUCUCAGCCCCGUGUGACUGAGGUCGGUGGUUGAUGUUCCAUUGGGGUCAUUUUAUUUUUCUCUGAAUUGAUAAUUAACACCCACGGAC